Striga hermonthica is the source of this 453-nucleotide messenger RNA. The record is from the annotation of a GenBank genome assembly. NCBI's taxonomy places the organism in Eukaryota, Viridiplantae, Streptophyta, Magnoliopsida, Lamiales, Orobanchaceae.
AUGUCGUUACCCGUAAAAGUUCCGACUUUUAGAGUGACCCGAAAAAACCCGGAGCUUCUCCGGCCAGCAAAGACCACACCCCACGAAUUCAAAUCUCUUUCCGACAUAGACGAUCAAGAGGGCCUCCGUGUCCAGAUUCCUGUCAUGCAGUUCUACUGUAAAAGCCCGUCCAUGGAAGGAAAAGACCCGGUUGGGAUUAUCCGGGCGGCUGUAUCAAGGGCGUUGGUUUACUAUUACCCAUUGGCCGGGCGGCUGAGAGAGGCCACCGGCAGGAAACUGGUGGUGGAGUGCACCGGCGAGGGAGCUUUGUUCAUUGAGGCUGAUGCUGACGUGUCGCUUGCGGAGUUUGGAGUCAGCCCUCAGCCACCGUUCAAUUGCUUUGAAGAGCUGCUUUACGAUGUCCCAGGCUCUGGCGGCGUUACCGGUUGUCCGUUGAUACUAAUUCAGGUCUGA